Molecule: messenger RNA, 6242 nt
Organism: Carlito syrichta (Philippine tarsier)
Lineage: Eukaryota; Metazoa; Chordata; Mammalia; Primates; Tarsiidae
Gene: GSPT1
Product: G1 to S phase transition 1
Exons: 15
Coding region: 101-1600 (499 amino acids)
Biological process (GO): translation
Cellular component (GO): translation release factor complex
Molecular function (GO): GTPase activity; translation release factor activity; GTP binding
Source: RefSeq, a predicted model, not a curated record
GAGGGCGGACAAGACGGAGAACUACCGAGGCGAAGCACCUGUGGAAUCCUCUCAAGAGGACCAGUCGUUGCUGUGUGAAGGUUCAAAUUCAGCUGUUAGCAUGGAACUUUCAGAACCUGUUGUAGAAAAUGGAGAAACGGAAAUGUCCCCAGAAGAAUCAUGGGAGCACAAAGAAGAAAUAAGUGAAGCAGAGCCAGGGGGUGGUUCCUUGGGAGAUGGAAGACCACCAGAGGAAAGUGCCCAAGAAAUGAUGGAGGAGGAAGAGGAGAUACCAAAACCUAAAUCUGUGGUUGCACCUCCAGGUGCUCCUAAAAAGGAGCAUGUAAAUGUAGUAUUCAUUGGCCAUGUGGAUGCUGGCAAGUCAACCAUUGGAGGACAAAUCAUGUAUUUGACUGGAAUGGUUGACAAAAGGACACUUGAGAAAUAUGAAAGAGAAGCUAAAGAAAAAAACAGAGAAACUUGGUACUUGUCUUGGGCCUUAGACACAAAUCAGGAAGAACGAGACAAGGGUAAAACAGUAGAAGUGGGUCGUGCCUAUUUUGAAACUGAAAAGAAGCAUUUCACAAUUCUGGAUGCCCCUGGACACAAGAGUUUUGUCCCAAAUAUGAUUGGUGGUGCCUCCCAAGCUGAUUUGGCUGUGCUGGUCAUUUCAGCCAGGAAAGGGGAAUUCGAAACUGGAUUUGAAAAAGGAGGACAGACAAGAGAACAUGCAAUGUUGGCAAAGACAGCAGGUGUAAAACACUUAAUUGUGCUUAUUAAUAAGAUGGAUGACCCAACAGUAAAUUGGAGUAAUGAGAGGUAUGAAGAAUGUAAAGAGAAACUAGUGCCAUUUUUGAAAAAAGUUGGCUUCAAUCCCAAAAAGGACAUUCACUUUAUGCCCUGCUCAGGACUGACUGGAGCGAAUCUCAAAGAGCAAUCAGAUUUCUGCCCUUGGUACAUUGGAUUACCAUUUAUUCCAUAUCUGGAUAAUUUGCCAAACUUCAAUAGAUCAGUUGAUGGACCAAUCAGGCUGCCAAUUGUGGAUAAGUACAAGGAUAUGGGCACUGUGGUCCUGGGGAAGCUGGAGUCAGGAUCUAUUUGUAAAGGCCAGCAGCUUGUGAUGAUGCCAAACAAGCACAAUGUGGAAGUUCUUGGAAUACUUUCCGAUGAUGUAGAAACUGAUACUGUAGCCCCAGGUGAAAACCUCAAAAUUAGACUGAAAGGCAUUGAAGAAGAGGAGAUUCUUCCAGGAUUCAUACUUUGUGAUCCUAAUAAUCUUUGUCAUUCUGGACGCACAUUUGAUGCCCAGAUAGUGAUUAUAGAGCACAAAUCCAUCAUCUGCCCAGGGUAUAAUGCGGUGCUGCACAUUCACACCUGUAUUGAGGAAGUCGAAAUAACAGCCUUAAUCUGCUUAGUGGACAAAAAAUCAGGAGAAAAAAGUAAGACUCGACCCCGUUUUGUGAAACAAGAUCAAGUGUGCAUUGCUCGCUUAAGGACAGCAGGAACCAUCUGCCUCGAGACCUUCAAAGACUUCCCUCAGAUGGGUCGUUUUACCCUAAGAGAUGAGGGUAAAACCAUUGCAAUUGGAAAAGUUCUGAAACUGGUUCCAGAGAAAGACUAAGCAUUUCCUUUGAUGACCCUGCACAAUACUGUGAGGAGUACUGACUGCAAAAGCUUACUUCACACCGCCUUCUCUUAUUUUCUGCCCAUUGAUAAACCUCUCCCCAUAUUUUGCAAAGAGAAAAUUCACAGCAAAAGUCCACAUUAUGUCAGCUUUCUCAUAUUGAGAGCUCUGCUAUGCCACUGUUGAAUUUUUUCCAAGAUUCUCCCACCCCUUUCAAACUCUGCUUCCUUGGACAGAUUUGGCAAUAGCUUUGUAAGUGAUGUGGACAUAAUUGCCUAAAAUAAUGAAAACCUACAGGAAUUUUUUUAUUUUUCAUGUUCCCCUUAGGCAUAUUUAGUAUUUUUCCCCAGGCAGAUCAUUUUGAGUGUGCGAGUGUGUGUGCACAUGUUACAAAGACAACUACCAUGUUAAUAAAAUAUUCCAUUUGAAAUCCUUUUCGGUAUUUGAAUUGCUUUUGAAUAAUGUUUUUUAUCUGGAUGUAACAUUGUAGCAUUAGCUUUUUAACUUUCCCAAGUAAUUGAAUACAUUUUAUUACUUGGUCUUUUCUAAACUCUUUCCCUAUCCACUACUUUAAAUGAGGCAUUUACAAACAAUGUUCAAGUUUAUAUUAAAGGAAAGGAUUAGUUUGACCCCUUCUUUAGAUGGUUAAUGCAUACAUGCAAAUAAACCCCUUUAUCCAGCUAUGACACUGCUUUACUAGGUCUUUCAGUUAUUUUCUGCCAAUUUAUAUUUUAACAUGAUUUCUUAAAUAUAGUAUGUUGUUUUACAAGAACAGCAUACUGUAGUUUUUAUAUAAGUAAAGCUUAAUGAAAUUGUACCCCUACAGAAAAUUCCAUUAACUUGAUAAAUUAGUGGAAUUUACAAUUAAGCAAGCAUGUUGAGACCUGGCAAAAAUGCCUCUUUUAGUGUUUAUAAGAGCUGCAUGCAUCUAGUAUGAAAACCUUAUCAAUUGCAAGUGCCAGUUUUACAAGGUACCCAGAUGACACUUUGUAUCAUUGACUUUAAAGGUUGGAUGUUUCUUGCUGGUUGAAGCUAAAUUUCAACCCAGCUACUAAGUGAACACAUUUAGGGUCAUUAGAAUCCGCACAGACUACAAUUAACAGUGAUAAGUAGAAUCAAGCACAGUCUAAGUUUUAUCUCACUUGUUUGAAAUUGACUGAGUUUUCUUCAGUAUGAAGCUGAGAUUUGCUAGCCACGAUAUGGAUAUCCUGUGGCACAGCACUGUGGUGGUUUUUAGUUUUUAGAUUGAAGGCUGACUUUCUGCUAUAAGUGUCAUGACUCUUAAAUUUUUCAUGAGAUUAAGUGAGAAAAGGAAAACACCAUUUCUGGGUUUAUGAGAAGCCCCCUUGAUGUUGAGUAUUGCCAUUUAUCAAAGACUUGGCUUCUUUUAGAUUGUGACAUAUCUCUAACUAUGAUACUUUGUUACUGUAUAUUUGAUGACAGUUCCUUUCCCUGUAAUCUUGCUCCUCAGAAAAGAAAAGCCUAGUUAGAUUGUAUUUUCCAGUCACAAAACAUAGAAUUUAAUCUAAUAGUGUUUUCUUCACUAUGAAAUUCCCAUUUGUUUCAUGAAUGAGGCUGCUACAUCUUGUGGACAGAGCAAAGCUACUGUCCUAUAGCUUCUUAUAACUAUACUUAUGGCUAUUAAAUUGCAUGGAAUUUAAAUAAAUUUUAUUAUGUCUGCAAAUCUCUGGGCUUUUAUUUUUCUGGGAAAUAUGAGAGCUUUCAUCAACAUAAUAGUUAUUUUUAUAUUUCCAUGUUAACAAGAACAAAUACUAGCAAUUGCUUGGGUUUUAAUGAAUAAGUUCAAGAGUCACUGAAAUUAUUUCCAAAGAUAAGAGUUCCCUUUUUAAAUUGAACACAUUUCUAAAAACCGUUGUUUGCUAUUAAAACAUUUACACUUAGAAUAUUCUGUGUAUGUUGCCAAGACUCCUAAGGAAAACAACUUGGAUAUCAACUGUGAAGGACCUACCUCUAAAAAGAAUAGGUAAUAAGAUACAAAUGUCAUUAUAAAAAUUCCAUUGAAUUCUUGCACAUUUGCAAGAUUAGAUUAUUCAAGAGAAAUUUAAAUGCAAAAGUUAACCAGCACCAUGAAUUUUAUGGACUUUGAAAUUCUUUGAGAAGUAUUCCUGUUUAAAGUUGAUAAAUGUUAAACUCCUUUUUGCACUGGCUAGUCAUUUGGAUAAGGAAAUAAAACAUCUGAAGUGAACUGGCAGUGUGUGAAGAUUUUGGACCUUUAAACAGCAAUAAAAUUCCCAUGCUGUCAUCCUGUCUUACACAAGCACAAACGUGUGUAUAUGGUCAACAAUGCAAAAAUAGGGUAGUUGGCUGCAUAGUUAGGAUAUCACAUACCUAAAACAUUUCUAUCUUUAACAUAUAUUGGAAUUAUGAUUUUCUUUUCACAUUACUGAUGUUCUUUAUACAACUUUUCAUGCUAGAUUAUUUAAUUAGUUUUUUAAAUAAGAAAUGUCAUUGAAAUAAACAUUUAAGUGACUGUCAUUUUAAACCCUUAUUUCUUACUGUGGCUUGAGAAGGGAAGAUAUAGCAUUUCAUUGUUGUCUUUAAUUUGCAAAAAGAACUUACCCAGUGAAAAUCUAUGUAAAAUCAAACCUAAAGAGUUGGACUGAGUGUAUACUGUCACGAAAUUAAGUGACCAAUAGUAAAGUGUUACUGAAUAAUUAAGGCCAUGUAUUUUUUGUUUUGAAUUUAAAAUCUUGAAAUAUGUGGUAAUUGAAUGUUAAAAAACUUCAUAGACUGUAAAAGUACAGGUUAUUCAUUGUAAUAAGAGUUUAACUUGCUCAUCUGCUGAUUACAUAAACUACAAAAACUGCUUUUAUAAUAUGGGACUUUGAACUGUGCUGUAGUUGAACACUUACUGGCAUCCUUUUAGCUAAAGUGCUGCAAAUAUUUUGGGUCAUACUUGCAACCAGAUGCAGUUUUGCAACCCAAGAAAAAGUUUAACCUUUGGCCAAAAACUGCUUCCAGGAUGAUCUUCAGGAACACUAGUUCUGACUGUAAUUACUCGGUGACCUCUGACAACUAUUUCCCAUGACAGCACCCUUGCCCCUUUCCUUUCUGGCAUGGACUUCCUCAUGGAUGAUAACUCCAUUGCUUUGGAUAGGGAUCUAAGGCAGUCAAGGGAUCAGUACACAGUCUUUAUUAUGGCUCUUAACAUCAGGCAACUCUGAACCUUUAAACCCUUUGUGAAAAUUCUGGAUACAGCACUGCAGCUCUGAUUCUCAGAUGGUUUAAAUGUUAUAUUCAGUGUUGAUCUGCCUUAGCAGAACAAACUGUGCCAUUAAUCCUCUCACAGACAUACGUAAGGUAGAUUGCAAUCAGUUGGAUUUGUAGGACAAUUAUGUCUCCAAACAAUAAGACUUUUCUUUCCAGCUAACUUCUUUCAGUGGUUCUAGCAGAUGCCAUCUAAUAUAUUCAGGAUCUUGUUUCUUUCUUAGAGAUCCUGCCAUGGCAGCAACUUGUUAAAUCAAUGUAAUUGUAUAUGCACAACUCAAAAGACUUACUAGGUUUAAAUUUAGCAAUCAGUUGGUUAGAUUAGAUCUCAUAGUUAAUGGAAUAGGAAGUGUUAUUUUCCAGUAGUCAUUCAGUGGAUUCCAUUUGAACCAAUUUACUGUCAGAAUUCAGAUAGGGUAGAUUUGGUUCAACUUUUGAUGGUUUGGGCUCUAGGAUAUUCUUGAUUUUCAGUAUCCUAGAACUUACUGAGUCUUCCCUUCAAUAAAUACACUUCUCACAUACCUCUAAUCCUAUGCUUCCUUGAAACAGUAAUAUGCUAGCUGUUGUUUACUAAGGAUUAUUAUAAGGGCCUGGAGCUGUGGGAGUGGCAUAAAACCUUUAUGUUCUCCAAUAAAAGGGAAAAGCAGACUGGCACUUUGUCUGCUGAGGCAGAAAAUACUAGAACUUCUUAAAUGACCCUGAAAAGGCAAUUCUUUUUUGCCUUGUCACAUUUGCCACUGUGCCCAUGAAAACGAUGUGGAAACCUCAGGUUUGUGGACAGCGUGGGUGGAACAACAUUCUGUACUUCCUGAGGCUCUUCUGCCAGCCACAUUAGCUUAGUGCUUCUGACGUAAGCCCAAGUCCUUGCUACCUCCUUUUCCUGCUGCCCAGGAAGCGUGUGUGUGCUGGAGUUUGAGCUCUUGGCGCUGCUCAGGUGACUGUCCUCACCUCCAUUUCCUCCACAUGCAUUAGGAGAAACUGAAGUCUGGGCCUGCAAGGUCUGCAUUUCAAGGACUCACACACUGAACUCUCAGAGAUGUACACAUCUCUUAACUAGUUUCUUCUGUUUGUUCUAAAGGAAAUGUGGUUAUCUCAGGCCAGGAUUUAGUGACUAGUUUUCACUAGACAGCAGGUUAAUACCUAGAUCUCUUUUUUAAAAAAAGAAAGAAAAUAUAGAAACAGGAUUAAAGGGAACUGAUGAGGUUUGCUGAGUUUUUUAGCCUAAUUCCAAAUCAUGGAAAAGUGCUCUAAGUAGGAAAGAAACCUUUUUCUUAUGAUUUGUAGCUACCUACUGUGCCUGACUCGGUGCCUGUGUGAGGAUUAAGCCCUUAGUCUGCUCUUUCAAUUAUUCAAAUGACAAGUUAAACUUGCUUUUGUAAUAACAAUAAAAGUUGUCAUCUUCCCUUUUGAA